Silurus meridionalis is the source of this 1436-nucleotide messenger RNA. RefSeq names its product transmembrane protein 100-like. The record is from RefSeq and is a predicted model, not a curated record. The transcript is spliced from 2 exons. Bases 529 to 957 code for a protein of 142 amino acids. NCBI's taxonomy places the organism in Eukaryota, Metazoa, Chordata, Actinopteri, Siluriformes, Siluridae.
AAACAAACAAAUGAUAACGCAAAUAAUAACAUUAGCUAAAUAAAAGCGCCAGUUUCUGACUUUUUGCCUUAAUUGUACGUGCUCUUGCCUUUGAGACCCAAGUCCUCAAGAGAGACGAAACAAUAUUUAAAAAUCAAAAAACAAGUCUGGAUAUUCCUCCAACAUGAAUUAAUGUAAUCAGCUUGGCUGAAAUGCGACUCUUUUUAUUAUUAUUUGUGAUUUGUUCAACGGGCUGAACAUUUGUAAGCAAGGUAAAAGGAUCUAAACCAGAAAAGGAAAGAACUGCUGAAGCAUUUCUGAUAAGCCGUAGGAACUUCUAGAGGGAGCUGAAUGCAGAGAGCAACACGAUUUUGGACAGCCCAAGUCAUUUUAUUCUGUUGGACUGGCAUGAAAUAGGACUUUCUGGAUAUCCGAUUCCCUGAUGUGUAACUAAAAACGUGCAUGAGAAUGUUUUAAUAACCUGCUGUGACAGAAAAGAAGCUGGUCAGGAGGGACAUACUCACCUAAGAUAGAACUGCCACAUUUACCAUGGAACCCAUCCUUGAUAUCUCCGCCAUCUCUCACCCGUCCUCCACAGUGACAUAUGACCCUAAAUCUGAAACUGUGACUUUCCCAAGCGGGGUGGUCUCUGUUGCGGGAGUCACUGUUGUAACCGGAGGCACUGAGCUGUCUUGCAGCUCCUGCAUGUUGGCUUUUGGGUUUUGGGGCACUUUGGUUGGCCUGAGUGCACUGUGUGUGGGACUGAGGGAACACUUACUGCUAAAUGACGGCAAUAUUUCAAAUCUGCUGGCUUUGGGUUUGGCGAUCCUAAUAAUAAGUAUAGGUGUUAUGGUUGGAGUGUUUGGGUUUCGUUGCAUAAAGAAGAAGACAGGGAUUUUGAGAACAGAGAGGGAAGAAGGAAAAGUUGUGCUAGUUGCUGAGGGAGGGCAGACUGUCAUAAAAACAAUCACUGUUUGAAAGUUGACCUACAGAUUUUAAAUGUGAAAUACUGAUAUUUUUAUAAGCUACUGAUAGUCAUGAAUUUGUUUGUAAAUGGGGAAUAAGGAUAUUUAAUAUUCAGUUUUUACCAUCUCUCUCUCUCUCUCUCUCUCUCUCUCUCUCUCUCUCGUUCUCUCGUUCUCUCUUUCUCUCUCUCUGGACACUAACAUAGAAAAUAACACAGGAAACAAUUAGCUGACUUUCCUGUGAGUAAAAAUGGAAACAUUUAAACAUUUCCUUUGUAAACAGAAAACAUGCAUCGUUAGAAAGUGGUUCAGGAGUUCUGUCUGAAUUCCAAAACUGUCUGAAAUGUUAAAUGGUAAUUUCUGUAAAAAAUACAUAUCAAAAUUUUGGCUUUUUUAUUGAGAGAAAUAUGUUCUUCAUAACAAUUAUUAACAACCCUGUAUUUUCUGUACUCAGUAUGAUGUUACCUUUUUAAUAAAAUCAUUAUUUUGUGA